Messenger RNA from Parastagonospora nodorum SN15, 1089 nucleotides. RefSeq lists its product as hypothetical. Gene Ontology annotation, biological process: proteolysis. Gene Ontology annotation, molecular function: metalloendopeptidase activity. Bases 1 to 1089 code for a protein of 362 amino acids. The record is from RefSeq and is a predicted model, not a curated record. The transcript is spliced from 3 exons. NCBI's taxonomy places the organism in Eukaryota, Fungi, Ascomycota, Dothideomycetes, Pleosporales, Phaeosphaeriaceae.
AUGAACAUCAAUCUGUUCUUCCUAAGUGUCUUCUGUGCACUUGCUUAUGGCUGCGUUCCCCCUUUCAACGACUUCCGCAACCUCCACAAUGCGACACGUCUUUCGGUAGCUAUCGCUGAUUAUAAGGCCGAUCCUCAGCUAGGCUGGGCUACUCCUAUCGGAGGACCCAAUCACGCGAUUCAAGCAUGGCCUACAAAUAAAGACAAUCUAGUGUACAUUCCCUUCUGCUACCUUUUCGAUUAUGUUAAGCAGAAGAAUGCCCCAGUCUUCGAAAGAGCUUGGGAUCUGUGGUUUCGAAAAAUUGGCAAAGCCAGCAAAGUGGCUGGUCACCGCCUCGCCGGGUUUGAGGAGAUGAAAGACGCCAAUGGAAAUUCUAGGUUCUGUUACUCGAGCUUUGAAAAUGAUGUCUGGAACCCUGAUGUCCCAGAGGACGCACUCGUCAUCGAUUGGGACAUCUUGAGUGCCACAAGUUGGUCAUUUUGCGGUUAUACGCCCAAGAAUAUGCUUGAUAAGCGUGGUAGACACCAAAUGGUAAUUGGUUGGGAAUACACUCCACACUAUGAACGUUUCAAAGUAGUUCCAACCAUUGCCCAUGAGAUGGGACAUAUUUUUGGCCUUGCCCACGAACACCAACGUGCCGAUCGUGAUCUUUACGUCAAAUACCAAUGCGAGAAUCUAUACGGCUACCAAAUAGCGAAGAGCCAGCUUCCAAGCCAACCCGGCGUUACCAUGGACAUGCUUUGUAACGACGGAACGACUUGCCGAGAAGACCCCUGGUCUACGAUUGGCAUAAAUUGCGCCUCUGACUACGCCACUGCACAGUACAAAGACACCCUCGUCCUCGGCAAAGAUUAUGACGUUAGUUCUAUCAUGCAUUACUAUUCAAGACAAGCUGGCAACUGGAGGCAAGGCGAGGCCGUGACCAUACACAACUCCCCACUCAUCAAAUGGAAGAAUGGCGGAAAGGAUUUCACACCACCAUCGGUAGUCAAUGACGAGAAUGCCGAGAUAAUUGACUUUAGAUGGGGACGUGGACCGUCGGACGGCGAUCUUGAAGGCAUCAGAGCAAUGUAUCCGUGGAUUGGAUAA